UUUCAUAUCCUCAACAAGCAGCGCAUCUCUUUUUCACAUCCUUCACUUGUUGGAGAUAGACAAAUCUCCUGGUUCAUUUCUAUCUCAUUUUCUGAGAUAGAAUCAGAACUGGGAUUGUCCUUCAUUCAGAUUCAAUACAACAGAAAAUAAAGAUGGUUUUCAGCGGAACCACUGAGAAAUGCAAGGCUUGCGAGAAGACGGUUCAUUUCAUUGAUGUGGUAUCAGCAGAUGGGAUUCCAUAUCAUAAAACCUGCUUCAAAUGCAGCCACUGCAAUGGACUUCUUGUGAUGAGCAACUAUUGCUCAAUGGAAGGAGUCCUAUACUGCAAGCCCCACUUUGAGCAGCUCUUCAAGGAGACAGGCAGCUACACAAAGAAAUUCCAAACCUCUGGGAACAAACCAAACGGACUGGCAAGGGCUCCCAGCAGACUUUCCUCCUUCUUCUCUGGCACCCAAGACAAAUGCUCAAUCUGCAAGAAAACAGCAUACCCAUUGGAGAAGGUGUCCGUGGAGGGAGAAUUGUACCAUAAGUCAUGCUUCAGGUGCUCCCAUGGCGGCUGCUUCCUCACACCAUCCUCCUACGCAGCUCUGGAUGGCAUCCUCUACUGCAAGCACCAUUUUGCUCAGUUGUUCAAGGAGAAGGGCAGCUAUCUCCACCUGACCAAAUCUGCUUCAGUCAAGAAAAACGCAGAAGAACCAUUGCCGGAACAGAACCCGGAGAACGCUGAACCAGAAAAAAAGCCAGAUGAAGGAGGAGAAAAGGAAGAAGACCCAAAAACAGAAAUCGAAGCUGGAUCGCCCCGCCCACAAGUACAAUCUUGAAACCCCCAUUGAAUCUUCAUGGACUUGUAUUGCUCCGGUCUCGUGAAGAAUAGACGACUCUUUUUGUGUGUUCGCCUGCAUCUGUUAUGAGUUAUGAUUUGUCCGACUUACAAGCCAAUGCAAAGGUGUAGGAAAACCGGAGUUUGUGUCUGUUUCGGUUUACUCUCUCGAGGAAAUUAACCUUGUACGCUGGCAAUUCUGAAUGAACUAUUUGGGGCUCUGGAAAAUGGAAAUGGGAAAUCAUUUUUCCCUGAAUUUCCAUAGCAUUUGAAAUGAAAUUGAAAUCAUAUUCAAUUAAUUAAUUAAUCUAGGGUUU
Messenger RNA from Rubroshorea leprosula, 1137 nucleotides. Lineage: Eukaryota; Viridiplantae; Streptophyta; Magnoliopsida; Malvales; Dipterocarpaceae. The record is from the annotation of a GenBank genome assembly.